AUGCAUACCGCCUACUUGCACCUUCAAAAUCCCACACUGCCAACACACCCGCACCCACACCAACAGUAUCACCACCCGCAUCACCGUCUCCUCCCGGUCCCCUCGACAGGAAUCAUCACCAUCACCGUCCUGUUACUUCUUCUGACAUUCUACCACUUCCUCUUCACAAACCUCAACUCUUUCCCCCAACAUCAACGUCGUCAUCAUCAAUCCCUUCUUCAACCUAGAGAUUACACCCCUCCGCCAUCUUCAAAACUUCGAUGUCCAUACCUCUACUUCAUCGAGACAUACUUCAAACACAAGUACAAUGAAGAUAAAGAUGAACCUACAAAGACUACUAAUUCAUUCCCAUGUCACUCUUCCACCCUAAUUCCAACGGUCCAGUACUCUCCAUCAUCAUCAUCAUCAUCAUCAUCAUCAUUGGAUAAUCAUUCACUAUCAGACAUAAAUACAUCUCUUCUAUAUCCACCUUCCAUCACAGGGAACCCAGCAUCAUCAUUCCUCUCUCACUAUAAUAUCCCAAGUACCCUCAUAACCACAACCACCUACAAACCCACCACGUCCACGUCAUCCCCCCUUUGGGCCCCCCCAAGACCAAAACCUCCAGCCCCGUCACUAUCACCAUCACCAUCACAAACACCAUCACAACCGCGAUCACCACCAGAACCCCAAAUCCUAAAGGAAUCAACCUUCCUAACAACCCUAACAAUCCUCUCAACCCUUCUGCUCAUCUCCCUCAACAUCUUCAUUUGCACCUUUCUCUACCAACGCCAUAAACUACUUCGAAAUAAUAAUAACCGAGCUGAUAACAAUAAUACACCCAACAACGGUGGCAACAGCAACGAGGCUGAUGACAAUGAUGAUGACGACGAUGACGGGAAGUACGGUAAUAUAACAAUCCAACUUGAUCCAGAGGACCCAGAGGUUUUCAAUCCCCCAAAUGGUACCAGUAACAACAACAAUAACAAUAAUCCUGGCCAGGAAAACUGGGAAAUUAUACACCUUGGGCCCUUUGAUUAUCCACAACAAACACAACCACGAAACCAUUGCCAACUCUUUUAA
Messenger RNA from Orbilia oligospora ATCC 24927, 1062 nucleotides. RefSeq lists its product as uncharacterized. NCBI's taxonomy places the organism in Eukaryota, Fungi, Ascomycota, Orbiliomycetes, Orbiliales, Orbiliaceae. The coding region runs from base 1 to 1062 and encodes 353 amino acids. The record is from RefSeq and is a predicted model, not a curated record. The transcript has a single exon.